AUGGCUUCAGGAUCUAACCAGCUACAAGCUUUUCGACAGGCCAUGGUAGCAGUCUACGGCGAAUUUGAUAGAAUUCCGCAACAGGAUCUGGCAACUUGGAAGCCCCCUCCCCAGCCUGGGAAUGCUGGUCAUCGAGGUCGUUACUUGUGGACUGACGCAUUUGGGGUUGUUAACUUUCUGACGCUCUUCCAUGAAACGGCAGAACCGCGGUACCUGGGUCUCGCGAAGCGACUCGUGCAAUCAGUGCACGACGUGCUUGGCAGGACAAGAGACGAGACAUCACGUCUUCCUGGAGCGACCGACGAGGAACCCUUGAAAGGAGGUCUGCGCAUCGGGAAAACAGAUGAAUAUGGGCCAAAUGCCGACGGCCAGUAUCACCAUUACCUGACGUUGUGGAUGUUUGCGCUCAAUCGCCUCUCCGUUGCCGCCAAAGACAGCACCUUCAACGAUCUAGCGGUUCAGCUGGCCCGAGCUAUACACCCAAGGUUCAUCAUGGUCCGCAACGGGCAAGAGACCAUGUCUUGGAAGAUCUCAACGGAUAUGACCCAGCCCUUGGUCAACUCGAAAGGCCAUUUGGAUGACGUGACUGGAUUGGCCAUAUUUCAGCUCCUUGAAAACACUGCCAAAAAGUUUGGCCAGCAGAAUAUCACAUUGCAGAAGGAGAUGGACCAAUACCGAGGAAUGAUAGCUAGUGAAGGCGAAUUGCAUUCUUCCUCUGAUAUGUUAGAUCUCGGCAUGAGUCUCUGGAUCUCCCAUUUCGACCGUGACGCGCAAUGGUCCCGCGAACUCUCCCAGGAUGGCCUCAGUAUUGCUCAACACAUCUUUCUGCGAGGAAAGCCUGGGGCCUUGGGCAGGCGCAUGAGCUACCGCCUGGCGUUCCGAGAGUUUGGCGCUUGUCUAGGGGUAAAAUGCUAUGAGGACAAACAACUCAUCCAAGGUACACAUGCGCUCCUCGGCUCGUGGGAGGAGGUCAUGUAUGAAACGACACCAGAAGACCUCUUCGCAAUCACUCUCGUCAUGUACGCUGCAGCUCUCAUCCCUGGUGCGUUCUACCUCGGGUACUUUGGUGAAACUUGA
Neoarthrinium moseri is the source of this 1077-nucleotide messenger RNA. RefSeq lists its product as uncharacterized. The transcript is spliced from 2 exons. NCBI's taxonomy places the organism in Eukaryota, Fungi, Ascomycota, Sordariomycetes, Amphisphaeriales, Apiosporaceae. Gene Ontology annotation, biological process: carbohydrate metabolic process. The record is from RefSeq and is a predicted model, not a curated record. The coding region runs from base 1 to 1077 and encodes 358 amino acids.